Molecule: messenger RNA, 1149 nt
Organism: Penicillium concentricum
Lineage: Eukaryota; Fungi; Ascomycota; Eurotiomycetes; Eurotiales; Aspergillaceae
Product: putative UV excision repair protein (RadW)
Exons: 7
Coding region: 1-1149 (382 amino acids)
Biological process (GO): proteasome-mediated ubiquitin-dependent protein catabolic process; nucleotide-excision repair
Cellular component (GO): cytosol; nucleoplasm
Molecular function (GO): proteasome binding; ubiquitin binding; damaged DNA binding
Source: RefSeq, a predicted model, not a curated record
AUGAAGCUCACUUUCAAGGACCUGAAGCAGGAGAAGUUUGUUAUCGAUGUCGAACCUUCUGAGACUGUUCGCGAGGUCAAGGUCAAAAUCGCCCAAGAGAAAGGCGAAUAUGAGGCAGAGCGCAUGAAGGUCAUCUACUCCGGAAAGAUCCUUCAGGAUGACAAGACAGUCGAAUCUUACAACAUCCAAGAGAAGGACUUCCUAGUGUGCUUGCCUUCAAAGCAACCCAAGGCCGCCGCCUCCACCGCUUCCUCACAAGUUCCCUCGACCCCAGCUGCCCGAGCUCCUGUGUCAACACCCGCUGCUCCCGCGGCUCCUCAUGCUGCCUCUGCGCCUCCCCCUUCUGCCAUCCCCGCGACCCCCUCCCCGGCCGGUGCGACUCCAGCUCCAUCGAGCGGUCCUGCCUUCGGAGAUCCUUCCGCUCUCACCAUGGGCUCUGCUGCUGAGGGAGCGGUUGUCCAGAUGGAGGCAAUGGGAUUCGCACGCACUGAUAUCGACCGUGCCAUGCGCGCUGCAUUCUACAAUCCUGACCGUGCCAUCGAAUACCUUCUGACCGGUAUCCCCGAUAACAUCCAGGAACAACAACAACAGCGACAAGCCUCGGAGCCAGCCCCUACCGGUGCUGCCCCUGCUGCUCCCGCCGCUCCUUCCGGUGGCGAUGAGCCGCACCUGAACCUCUUCGAAGCUGCCGCUCAGGCCGGCGGUGAAGGUGGUGGCCGGUCUCGCGGUGCUGCUGGUGCCGGCGCUGGUGCCGGUGCCGCUGGUGGCGAAGCUCUCGGCAGCCUGGAGUUUCUCCGCAGCAACCCCCAUUUCCAACAGCUUCGUCAGCUUGUCCAACAGCAGCCUCACAUGCUCGAGCCCAUCCUGCAACAGGUCGCCGCUGGGAAUCCUCAGAUUGCAUCAAUGAUCGGACAGAACUCCGAUCAAUUCCUGCAGCUUCUAGGCGAGGAACUCGAGGACGAGGAGGGUGCUCUCCCACCCGGCGCACAGGCUAUCUCGGUUACGGAAGAAGAGCGCGAUGCCAUUGAGCGUCUGUGCACUCUGGGCUUCCCCCGCGAUUCCGUCAUCCAGGCCUACUUUGCCUGCGACAAGAACGAGGACCUCGCCGCCAACUUCCUCUUCGAUCAGCCUGAUGAGGAUGAGCAGUAG